UGAAGAUUGAGCUUCACACAGACUAAAACUUCCUCCUGUGUCCAACAUCUGAUACUAGAAGGGGAGGAAUUGCAGACAGAAGUCACAAACCAAAUUGCAUGUCAAAUCUGACAGAGUCACUUGAUUUACUGGGACCUGAAUAUCAUUGGCUUUUCAAUGUGGAAGGAGAAAUGUUUCCCUGUUCUGCCUGCUUCAAAAAGUACUAAAGAUCCAUGUGAGUGGAACAGCAGCAAGACACACACACACCCGAGUGAGAGUGUUUCAGUGCACUGACUGUGGAAAGAGCUUUAACCAGUUACUCAGUUGAGAAAAUAUCGCACCAUUCACACUGAGGAGAGACAUCAUACAUGUUCUGUGUGAAGACAAAGCUUCAACUGACCAUCGGACCUGGGAAGACAUAAGGGCAUCCACAUCAUGGAGAAACCGUGGAAAUGUGGGGACUGUGGGAAGGGAUUCAAAACCCCAUCGAAGCUGGAGAUUCAUCGACGCAGCCACACUGGGGAGAGGCCAUUCACUUGCUUUGUGUGUGGGAAGGGAUUCAGAGAUUUAUACACCCUGCGGUCACACAAGCGAGUUCACACCGGGGAGAGGCCAUUUACCUGCUCCGUGUGUGGGAAGCGAUUCACUCAGUCAUCCAUCCUUCGAAGACACCAUGUCACUCACACCAAUGAGAGACCCUUUAAAUGCUCUGACUGUGGCAGUGGCUUUAAAAGUGCUGCAGUUCUGAGGGUCCAUCAGCGCAUUCACACUGAGGAAAGACCAUUCAGCUGUUCUCGCUGUGCGAUGAGAUUUAGCACGUCAUCCAACCUGGGGACACAUCAGCGAGUUCACACCGGAGAGAGGCCAUUUACCUGCUGCGAGUGUGGGAAGGGAUUCAGUAAUUCAUGUAACUUGUUGGCACACCAACGAGUUCACACCGGGGAGAGGCCAUUCACCUGCUCCGUGUGUGGGAAGGGAUUUACUCGAUUAUCCCACCUGCUGCAACAUCAGCGAGUUCAUACUGGAGAGAAGCCAUUCACCUGUUCUGAGUGCCAGAAGGGGUUCGCUGAUUCAUCUGCCCUCCUCACACACCAACGAAUUCACACUGGGGAGAAGCCAUUCACCUGCUCCAUGUGUGGGAAGGGAUUCACUCAGUCACCAGGCAUUAAUAGGGAGGACUUGUUGACAGGAAAUGCAAACCAAACAUCACGUCAUGAUCUGAUAGCACGAUUCAACUUAUCAGGGCCUGACUAUUAUCAGCCUUUGAAUGCAGAACGGAAAAUUAUUUGUCGAUCUACUGAAAAGUUUUCAGCUAUCAGCGAUCAGCAGAUCGAACUGAGAAACUGGGCAACAAUUAAAAGGGACAAGAAGAAAGUUAAGAGAAUAAACUUCUUUACCCAGAGAGUGGUGGGAAUGUGGAUCUCGCUCCCAUGGGAGGUGGGUGAGGUGAAUAGGAUAGAUGUCUGUAAGGGGAAGCUGGAUAAACACAUGAAGGAGAAAGAAACAGAAGAAUAUGUUGUGUCCCACCUGCAGAGACCCAAGGACAUCAAAACCAUGGAGAAACUGUGGAAAUGUGGGGACUGUGGGAAGGGAUUCAGAUCCCCAUCUAAGCUGGAAAUCCAUCGACGCAGUCACACUGGGGAGAGGCCAUUCACCUGCUCCAAGUGUGGGAAAGGAUUCAUUCAGUCAUCCCAUCUGCAAACACACCAGCAAGUUCACACUGGAGAGAGGCCGUACAUGUGCUCUGUGUGUGGGAAAGGAUUUACUCAGUCAUCCCAUCUGCAGACACAUCAGCAAGUUCACACCGGGGAGAGACCAUUCCCCUGCUCUGAGUGUGGGAAGGGAUUCACUCGGUUAUCCCACCUGCUGACACACCAGCGAGUUCACACCGGGGAGAGGCCAUUCACCUGCUUAGAUUGUGGGAAGGGAUUCAGUGAUUCAUCCAACUUAUUGGCACACCACCGAGUUCACACUGGAGAGAGGCCAUUCACCUGCACUGUGUGUGGGCAGCGAUUCAGUCAGUCAUCCAGCCUGCUGAGACACCAUGCCAGUCACACCGAUAAGAGACCCUUUAAAUGCUCUGACUGUGGGUGUGGUUUCAAAAGUGCUGUGGUCCUGAUGUUCCACCAGCGCAUUCACACUGAGGAGAGACCGUUCAGCUGCUCUCACUGUGCAAAGAGCUUCAGAACGUCAUCCAGCCUGUGGAGACACCAGCGAGUUCACACUGGAGAGAGGCCGUUUACCUGCACUGAGUGUGGGAAGGGAUUCAGUGAUUCAUCCAACCUGCAGAAGCACCAGCGAGCUCACAAGUGAUUACAGGAGUUGGAUUCUGCUGUUAUUGCUGCUGUUAAUCACAUCCAGGACUGAACCAUGUUCAUUCUGACACUUGGUGAAGUGGGAGGGUCGGAGGGUUUCUUUCUGUUGGACUGGUCAGUCUCAUGACUUUGCUUCCAGUGGGCUGAUGCUUUUGAGCCUGGGAGUGCACAUGUUCAGCAGAGCUGAUCAAGUCCAUUUCUUUUAUCCUGGAGAGUAAAUAGUGUUUUUCCAACACGACAGGUCAAUCUAACAUAAAUAUAUUUGUCUCUGUUCCAUUGAGUCUACAGCACAGGGCCAGGCCAGUCGGCUCAUUUGGUCUCUGUCAGUAUUUAUGCUCCCCAUGAGCCUCCACCCACCCCUCUUCAUCUCUCUCAUCAGCAUAUCCUUCUAGUCCUUUCUCCCUCAUGUAUGUAUCUAGCUUCCCCUUAAACGUAUUCAUGCUUUUCACCUCAACCACUCGCUGUGGUAGCAAGUUCCACAUUCUUACCACUCGCUGGAUAAAGAGGUUUCUCAUGAAAUCCCUAUUGGAUCAUUGAAUCCCUUUAUCAUCUUAAAGACUUCCAUCAAGUCACCCUUCAGUCUUCUCUUUUCUAGAGAAAAGCAGCCCCAGCCUUUCCUGAGGGUUAAAUGCUCUCAGUUCUGGUAUUAUCCUUGUGAAUCUUUGUUGCCCCUUCUCCAAUGCCUCUAUUUCCUUUUUCCAAAUGGAGAUCACAUAUGUUGAUAGUACUCCCAGUGUAGUGUAACUAUGGUUCGAAACAAGUUGAACAUAACGUCCCUGCUUUUCAAUUCUAUCCCCCUAGAAUGGAACCCAAUAUCUGGGCCCCACACUUUAGGACAGAUGUGUAGUUCUUCGAGAGGGUGCAGAGGAGAUUGACGAGAAUGGCAGCAAGGAUGAGGGACUUCAAUUAUUUAGAGAGACUGGAGCAGCUGAAAUUGUUCUUUUUCAACCACAGAGUCACUAGGGCAGCGAAGGAGGCCAUUCAGCCCAUUGUGUGAAUGCCAGCUCACUGCAGAGCAAACCAGUCAAUCCCAUUGCCUCGUUCUAUCCCUGUCACCCUGAAAAUUUAUUUCCCUCAACUGCCCAUCCAAUUUCCUUUUGAAACUGUUCACUGUCUCUGCUUCCACCCACCUCGUAGACAGCGAGUUCCAGGUCAUCACCACUCA
Messenger RNA from Carcharodon carcharias (great white shark), 3459 nucleotides. RefSeq names its product zinc finger protein 585A-like. The transcript is spliced from 5 exons. The coding region runs from base 415 to 2292 and encodes 625 amino acids. Gene Ontology annotation, biological process: regulation of transcription by RNA polymerase II. The record is from RefSeq and is a predicted model, not a curated record. Gene Ontology annotation, molecular function: RNA polymerase II cis-regulatory region sequence-specific DNA binding; DNA-binding transcription factor activity, RNA polymerase II-specific. Lineage: Eukaryota; Metazoa; Chordata; Chondrichthyes; Lamniformes; Lamnidae.